Morchella importuna is the source of this 2997-nucleotide messenger RNA. RefSeq lists its product as uncharacterized. Gene Ontology annotation, cellular component: membrane. The transcript is spliced from 4 exons. The record is from RefSeq and is a predicted model, not a curated record. The coding region runs from base 1 to 2997 and encodes 998 amino acids. Gene Ontology annotation, molecular function: P-type calcium transporter activity; ATP binding; ATP hydrolysis activity. Gene Ontology annotation, biological process: intracellular calcium ion homeostasis; calcium ion transmembrane transport. NCBI's taxonomy places the organism in Eukaryota, Fungi, Ascomycota, Pezizomycetes, Pezizales, Morchellaceae.
AUGGAGCGCGCAUACGCCAAACCAGGCGAUGAGGUUCUGCGCUUCUUCGACGUUGACCAGCGCACUGGUCUGAGCGAUGGACAAGUUAGAGCUGCAAGGUCGCGAUAUGGGAGAAAUGCUCUUCCCGAGGAGCCCCCAACACCUAUAUGGAAGCUCAUAUUGGAGCAGUUUAAAGAUCAGUUGGUAAUAAUAUUAUUGGUAUCUGCUGGUGUUUCGUUUGUUCUAGCUAUCAUGGAGGAUGGCGAGGGAUUAACUGCGUUUGUGGACCCUGCGGUGAUUCUCACGAUCCUUGUCCUGAAUGCUGUUGUCGGUGUCUCCCAAGAAAGCAGCGCCGAAAAGGCGAUCGCCGCACUGAACGAAUACUCUGCCAAUGAAGCCAAGGUCGUCCGGAAUGGACAUGUCAGCAAGAUCCGCGCCGAAGAACUAGUUCCUGGUGACAUUGUCGAUAUCGCUGUUGGAGACCGCAUUCCCGCAGAUUGCAGAGUUCUUUCUAUCCAAAGCAACAGUUUCCGCAUUGACCAGGCCAUUCUUACGGGUGAAAGUGAAAGUGUCAGCAAGGAUGUGCAUGAGGUAAAUGAUGAGAAGGCUGUCAAGCAGGAUCAAGUCAACAUGCUUUUCUCGGGAACUACUGUUACGGUUGGACACGCUAGAGCUAUUGUAGUCUUGACUGGAAAUUCAACUGCUAUCGGAGAUAUCCACACCAGCAUCACGUCUCAGAUCUCGGAACCGACACCACUGAAACAAAAGUUGAACGACUUUGGAGAUGUUUUGGCGAAAGUUAUUAUGAUUAUCUGCAUCGUUGUCUGGCUCAUCAACAUCGGAAACUUUAAUGAUGAAGCUCAUGGUGGAUGGUUGAAGGGAGCAAUCUACUAUCUUAAGAUCGCUGUUUCUCUCGGUGUUGCUGCUAUUCCGGAAGGUCUUGCUGUUGUUAUCACCACCUGCCUUGCUCUAGGAACCCGUAAAAUGGCUGCCAAGAACGCUGUUGUCAGAAGCUUGCCUUCGGUUGAAACUUUGGGAAGCUGCAGUGUUAUCUGUUCCGAUAAGACAGGAACCUUGACCACCAACCAAAUGAGCGUAUCCAGGGCCGUUGUCAUCUCGGAAUCCCAGACGGAGCUUGAAGAUCUUAUUAUUGAAGGUACUAGCUUCUCACCUGUUGGAGCCAUCAAGAAUGCCCAGGGACAUGUUUUGGAAUCGGUCGCCGCCCACUCAGUUACAAUUCGCAAGCUCGCGGAGGUCGCAGCAAUGUGCAACGGCUCAGAGCUUUCCUAUGAUUCCAAGACACAGACGUUCUCGAACGUUGGUGAACCUACGGAAGGAGCUCUUAGAGUCUUGGUUGAAAAGAUUGGCACCCCUGAUCCGAUUCUCAACCUCCAAAACUCGCGCAAACCCCUCGGUCAACGUCUCGAUGAAGCCAACAGGUACUACGAAUCUCAAUGCCCCAAGCUUGCCACAUACGAGUUCUCCCGUGACAGGAAGAGCAUGUCUGUCUUGUCUGGUGAUCGCAACGGUCAGCGCCUGUUGGUUAAGGGAGCUCCGGAAUCUGUCAUGGAAAGAUGCACCCAUACUUUCGUUGGAUCAAGUGGGACUAGGGUUCCCCUCAGCCACAAGACUCGUGAACUUCUCAACACAAAACUCACUGAAUAUGCUUACAUGGGUCUCCGUGUUAUCGCUUUUGCCACUAUCGACGACAUGUCCGGGAACCCAUUGACACGCUCGGCCAAAACCACCAGGGAGUACGCUCAACUCGAACAAAACAUGACUUUCAUCGGACUCGUUGGAAUGUUGGACCCCCCUCGCCCGGAAGUCGCUGCGUCAAUCAAGAAAUGUCGUGAUGCUGGUAUUCGUGUUGUCGUUAUCACCGGAGACAACAAGCAAACCGCGGAAACCAUCUGUCGUCAAAUCGGAAUUUUUGGAGAGCACGAAAACCUCACCGGCAAGAGUUACACUGGACGUGAAUUCGAUGCACUUAGCGAUGCGGAACAACUCGAGGUCGCGAAAAGGGCUAGCUUGUUUUCUCGUACUGAACCCACUCACAAGUCAAAGUUGGUCGACCUUCUUCAGAACGCUGGCGAGGUUGUUGCUAUGACUGGUGACGGUGUAAAUGAUGCUCCGGCUUUGAAGCGUGCGGAUAUUGGUGUUGCUAUGGGAAGUGGAACUGAUGUUGCCAAGUUGGCUGCUGAUAUGGUUCUCGCCGAUGACAACUUCGCUACUAUUGAGCUUGCUAUCGAGGAGGGAAGGUCUAUUUACAACAACACCCAACAGUUCAUCCGCUACUUGAUAUCAUCCAACAUCGGUGAAGUCGUAUCAAUCUUUUUGACUGCGGCAGCGGGCAUGCCCGAGGCUCUUAUCCCCGUUCAGCUCCUUUGGGUCAACUUGGUCACUGAUGGUCUCCCCGCCACUGCUCUCUCCUUCAAUCCUCCUGAUCAUGACAUCAUGCGCCGCCGCCCCCGUGGCCGCGACGAAGCUCUUGUCACUGGAUGGCUUUUCUUCCGUUACAUGGUUAUUGGUGUCUAUGUUGGUGCCGCUACAGUGUUUGGUUACGCUUGGUGGUUCAUGUACAACACCGAGGGCCCCCAAAUUACCUUCUACCAACUCUCUCACUUCCACCGAUGCAGUGUUCAGUACCCCGAAAUUGGCUGCGAGAUGUUUAGCAACACUAUGUCGAGGACAGCGAGCACCAUGAGUUUGAGCAUCUUGGUUGUUAUUGAGAUGUUUAACGCCAUGAACGCCCUGUCAUCAAGCGAAAGUUUACUUACCUUGCCACUGUGGAAGAACAUGAAGCUUGUGUAUGCCAUCACGUUGAGUAUGGCAUUGCACUUUGCAUUGUUGUACACUCCUAUCCUACAGACGCUUUUCUCAAUUGUGCCCCUUAACGGACACGAGUGGAAGGCAGUUAUCUAUAUUUCAUUACCAGUAAUUUUCAUAGACGAAGCUCUUAAGUUUGCAGAGCGGAGAAUAUACCUCACCGCCCCUGUCAACAAGACCAAGAGCGAAUAA